AUGUCCCAGAGCUUGCGAUGGUUCCUCGUGUUGCCAGUGCUCCAGGCCGCCAAGAUUUACAAGUGCAAGUGGCCACGUUCAGUUUUAAGCAGUGGCGAUCCCAACCUCACUGUAACCUUGGCAGAUGCUUCGGAAGUCCGAUGUGAUAGGACGGGAGAUGCAAGCUUCCUCUGUCCUGCGGCCUGCGACUACAUCCAGAGUGAGCCAUACCAAUGCGUGGGGCCCAUUGAAGAUGGAGACGUGUGCAAUACGGUCUGGGGGAGCAGCAGCCUAAGCUACUACAAAAUGACGAGUUAUAACGACACUCAAGCAUGCACCCAGCGGUUCAACAGCGACUGCUCUGCAGACAUGGGAGGCGUCUUCUGUCAGGAGUUGCAGCAAUGCUACGGCUCGUAUCAAGAGGUCAUCUUCGACCAGCCGACCUUUUUGGCCAAGUACGGUUACGAGCCUAGCUUCUUGCUACAGCCCUUCGAGAUCUUGGAGCCUCCGUCUUGCUAUUCCCUCACCGGACCAGAGUGCUGCAUGGCCAACAUCAACUUCUUCCGCUGCCUACACGACGCUCCGCCGGUGAUUUACCAUGAAGGUAUCGCCGGAAGCGCCCAAGAGUGGGCCCAGAAGCCAGACAAGCCAUCGAUCCAUUCUGGUUGGGGGGGCAGCUUCUACCCCGAGUACACAGAGGUGCUGACCUGGGGCACCGACUCCUGCACCCGAGGUGUGAAUUCGUGGUACCAAGAGAUCGGUGUUCACAACUUCAGCAUUCCAGCCGUGCAGAAUGCUGGCGGUUCCUAUAACAGCGGCCACAUGGUGAUCCUUCUUUGGCACAAUCAUACCAUGGUCGGCUGUGGCUUCGACAACACGCUCUCAGCUCCCAUCGUCGUUUGCGAUUUCUCCUGGCCUCACCAGGGCCACAAGGGCCCAGAGGCAUGGGAGGCCAACUUGAAGCCACGAAGUGAGACAGCAACACAACAGAUGUGCCGAGACCUUGCCAUUCAUUCCACAGGAUUUCCGAUGCUGAAAGCGGGACAAGAUCUCACAGCAGAAGAAGUCGCUUUGCUGCGGACUGCGAACGCAAGUGCCAUACUCGCAGCAAACAUUUCUGCAGGCUCCAGCAAUGCCACUGGGGCUGGAGAAUCGUCCACCACCACAACGGCAUCUCAGGUCACCAGCACAACAGCAUCUCAGGCUGACACCGAGGAGGAUUCGCAGUCGAACGAUAGCGGAGCCAACAUGACUAAUUCAGAGACGACGACGCCUAGGACCUCAACUCCGGCAAACGUCGGGCAGGCCUCAACCGAGAUUCCGUCUCUUGUUGUGAGCUCGUUGCUGAUUGCUCAAGUGCUCUGA
This is a messenger RNA of Symbiodinium necroappetens, 1344 nucleotides long. Lineage: Eukaryota; Dinophyceae; Suessiales; Symbiodiniaceae. The record is from the annotation of a GenBank genome assembly.